This is a messenger RNA of Drosophila pseudoobscura, 3329 nucleotides long. RefSeq names its product protein toll-like. Gene Ontology annotation, cellular component: plasma membrane. The transcript has 2 exons. Gene Ontology annotation, biological process: inflammatory response; toll-like receptor signaling pathway; innate immune response. The coding region runs from base 323 to 3322 and encodes 999 amino acids. Gene Ontology annotation, molecular function: protein binding; transmembrane signaling receptor activity. NCBI's taxonomy places the organism in Eukaryota, Metazoa, Arthropoda, Insecta, Diptera, Drosophilidae. The record is from RefSeq and is a predicted model, not a curated record.
UGAAAAGUCAAUUCAACAUUGCCAUAUCCGUUUUUAAGAAAUUGUGCACGAUCCUCUCAGGAAUAGUCCGAUUAUUUGUCGGAAACAGUAGAAUAGUCGUCGAGAGACUGUAUGUCAAAAUAAUUAACUGAAUCUCUUCCUUUCAGUUCUUAAAUAUUUAUGACACUCCAGUGGAUUUACAACAGCACUUUUGGGAGUAUGAUAAAAUUAAUGUUUUUUCUUUCUUUUUCUUCCGUCUGGGAAACCAAUGGGAUCUUACCCAACAAAUAUUCGUCUUGCUUGUUUAGUUUGAAUCAAUCUUCGACAUCGUUCGCAUCCAAAAAUGUCGUGGAAUAUAUUUUUGAUACUCUUGCAAAUAAAUUCAUUUAGUGCUCAAAAGUUGUUGGAAAACAUCAGAGAGGAUUACUGUGAAAUAUACUGUAAAGGUGCAUGCAAUAACAGUUCCAGUGACAGAACGUGCCGCAAAGAUCGAUCCACUUUCAUCACCAACGACUUCACGCUGGAUUUAGACCAUGGACACUUGACAAUCGAGUGGAUUAAAGCCGACUGCAAAGAGUGUAAUAUCGUCGCCAUUUCUAAGGACACUAAUGUCAUGCUAAAAAAGUUAAGUGUGGGAGUUUUUAAGAACUCCACACUUCGUCCUGGAGUGUACUAUCUCAGAGAUCUCGGUGUACAGAAAGUGUCGAUAUACAAUUUAUUUAGUCAAUAUUUUGAAAUAUAUGAGAACAAUCUACAUUAUUUAAAUGGAUCGAAGUAUCUAACGAUUGUUUUCGACAGGUUUACAUAUUUUAUUAAUGACUACAUUCACAUGAGCCUGAAUCAUCUAGAAGGCAUUGCAAUUUUUUAUUGGGGACCAUACGAAUAUUCUUCACUCUGGAUGAACAGGACAAUUUUAGCAGAAAAAACCAAUUUAAAAUUUCUGAAAUUUAAUGGUAUAGAUUUUAAAAACCUCACUUCAAGAGUAUUCAACAAUUUGAAAAACUUACAGACAUUAAAUUUUACCAGGACCAAUGUAGAGGAUCUCUCUUUCCUAAGAUCUGACAAUCUACAAAAGAGCUUGCUGAAUGUUGUUCUGGAAGUCAAUCAAAAGGUGGAUAUGAAAUAUUUCGAGGGCUAUUCCAGGUUAAAGUUGAUUCAAGUUGAUAAAUACGAACCCCAUGAGAAUAUAACAGCAAUAAUUUGCAACUUAAACCGACGGAAUUGCAAAUUUACCCUCGGAAUCAACGGAAUAAAGUGCCCUGCUAAAUGCGAGUGUCAAUUUUAUUGGGGAAAUAUGACUUUACAUAUAGAUUGUUCAAGACGUGGACUUACAUAUGUCCCACCAUUACCAAUUCCGAUUACUGGAGGAUCGACGACCCUGGACCUGAGAGGAAAUUCUCUAAUAGAGCUGCCCAACAACACUUUGAGUGGAUAUAAUGACGUAAAAAGUUUAAUUGUUUCCAGUAAUAGAUUGACUAGUCUUAGGGUUGAUCGGCUACCAAGUAAAUUGAAUAUUUUGGACAUCAGGUACAAUAACAUCCAAACACUGGACAAAGACGUGAUCAAAUAUCUCUCAAAUCUUGGUGAUUUCCUGCAGUGUGGCAACCAAUGGAUCGUCAAUUGCAAUGAAAAUAUUUUUAUGCACUUUUUGCACAAAAUUUACCGUCGGUCUUUAGGGAGUAAUUUAAAAUGGUGGGCGGACUCGGUGUAUCUUCAUCAUCUGAAUGCAGCUUGUCCUGAUGGAUGCCAUUGUUGCUUUAACCGGAGCACAGAUUAUUUUAUGAUCGACUGUAGGAGUGCUCAUAUAAACUAUUAUCCUCUACUUGCGCAUGCAAUACCUUACAAUGCCAUACUUCAGCUGGAUACAAAUAAGGUAGAGAUCAUUACACACUCAUUAGGUCAUGAUUCCCUGAGAGAACUGCAUUUGUUCGAUAAUAAAAUAGCGGACUUGCCAUUUCACUUGAUUCCCAAGAACAUCACACUUUUGGAUUUGCGAAAAAACCAGUUGGAGGCUCUCGAAGAUCAGGUCGUCGAUUUCUUUAGAGAACGCGAGGAAAGUGCCGUAUUGGAGAUUCGACUAUCCGCAAAUCCCUGGAAGUGCGACUGCAGGGCAAAGUCCUUCCUUUCAUUUCUGAGGCAAAAGGAACCGCUGGAGUAUACCGACGCCCUGGAUCGUUGUAAUAUCUUCUCUUCAGGAACGUGUCCAGAGGCCUGCAUCUGCUGUCUAGAUAAUUCUACAGUGCCUUCAAUGAUUAUCGACUGCAGAUUUAAAGGACUCAAAGCAAUACCUCCUUUACCUACACCAAUAUCUGGACAAUCGACUCUUCAUUUCGAAGGGAAUUAUCUCGAAGCCUUGCCCCCCAAUUCCCUGCGCGGAUAUGCAAAGUUAGGACAUUUAUAUCUGGCCAACAAUCGACUUACUGAAAUCAACCAACUGCCUGAGAAUAUAACAACUCUCGACUUAAGAAACAAUAGCAUUUCGGUGCUAAGUCAUCAGAUGCGGAUGUUCUUCGACAAGAGGAGAGCCUCCACACAGCUGAAGGUAUUACUCUCUGGGAAUCCUUGGACUUGCAAUUGCGAGGAGAAAGAUUUUCUGCACUUUGUGAAGAGCCGUUCGCGGUAUGUCGAAAAUGUAACAGACAUCUACUGCGUUGGCACGGGAAAGCUAAUGAUCCUCACAGAUGAGAGUGAUUUAUGCCCUUCCGGCACCGUGCACUAUGUGACCCUCACCAUAUCUUUCAUGCUAGUGAUUUUAACUAUAAACUUGAUGAUUUACAUCAAACAGCCUCUCCUAGUCUGGUUCUACGAGCACAAUGUUUGCUUAAAUCUCGCCGCCCGACGGGAAUUCGACAAACAGAAGAAGUUCGAUGCGUUUCUAUCAUUCACCCACAAGGACGAGGAGCUCAUUGAGGAGUUCGUGGAUAGACUGGAAAAUGGUGACCACUGCUUCCGACUGUGCUUCUAUCUGCGCGACUGGCUCGUGGGCGUGUCCAUUCCCGAGUGCAUCAGUCAAUCUGUAAAGGAUUCGAAGCGCAUCAUCAUCCUGAUGACGAACAACUUCCUGAACUCGACGUGGGGGCGACUGGAGUUCCGGCUCGCUCUGCAUGCCACCUCCCAGGAUCGAUGCAAGCGCCUCAUUGUGGUCCUCUAUCCCGAAGUGGAGAACUUUGAUGAUCUCGACAGCGAGUUGCGGACCUACAUGGUGCUGAACACGUAUCUCAAACGAGACGAUCCCAAUUUUUGGAACAAGCUAGUAUACUCAAUGCCCCAUGUUAAUUUGCGACAUGAUCAUCAGCCUGAUCCAGAAGCAAUAGAAUUUUCUGUGUUAAAUCGCAAUGAUUAAUGUUGCA